This is a messenger RNA of Vespula pensylvanica (western yellowjacket), 2425 nucleotides long. Its product is annotated as calnexin-like. Gene Ontology annotation, biological process: protein folding. Bases 10 to 1680 code for a protein of 556 amino acids. Gene Ontology annotation, cellular component: endoplasmic reticulum membrane; endoplasmic reticulum. Gene Ontology annotation, molecular function: calcium ion binding. The transcript has 7 exons. The record is from RefSeq and is a predicted model, not a curated record. Lineage: Eukaryota; Metazoa; Arthropoda; Insecta; Hymenoptera; Vespidae.
GAAUAUAAAAUGGCAAAAAUCAUAAUAUUUGCAUCAAUAAUUUAUUUGGGCAUAAUUUAUAAUAUAUUAGAUGCUAAGCAAGGUAAUAAUGAUGAAGAUACUAAUGAAAAAUACCGAAGUCCAGAACCAUCUGGAUUAGCUUACUUAGCAGAACAUUUUGACGAUAAAGAAAAAUUUAAUACUACCUGGAUAUUAUCAGAGGCUAAAAAAGAUAAUAUUGAUGAAGAUAUUGCAAAAUAUGAUGGAAUCUGGACUAUUGAAGAGCCUAAAACACCUAUACAAGAUGGUGAUUUAGGUUUAGUACUGAAAAGCAAGGCUAGGCAUGCUGCUAUUUCUAGUUCAUUAAAUACUCCUUUUCAUUUCAAAGAUAAACCAUUAUUUGUACAGUAUGAAGUUAAUUUUCAAGAUGGCCAGGAAUGUGGUGGUGCAUAUCUUAAAUUAUUAACAUUAGAUCCAAAACAUGCAGAAUUAAAGAAUUUUCAUGAUAAAACUCCAUAUACUAUUAUGUUUGGACCUGAUAAAUGUGGGAACGAUCAUAAGUUACAUUUCAUUUUCCGUCAUAAAAAUCCCUUGAAUGGUACAAUAGAAGAAAAGCAUUGCAAGAAACCAAAAGAGAGAUUGGAGGAUUUCUUCAAAGAUAAACAACCACAUUUAUAUACUUUGAUUAUUCGUCCUGAUAACACAUUUGAAAUCAAAGUUGACAAUAAAAUUGUAAAUACAGGAUCGUUAUUAGACGAUUUCACUCCUCCUGUAAAUCCACCUUUAGAAAUAGAAGAUCCAAGUGAUAAACAACCUGAUGACUGGGAUGAUAGAGAAAAGAUCUCUGACCUAUCAGCGGUAAAACCUGAUGACUGGGAUGAAGAUGCUCCAGCCCAGAUAGUAGACGAAGAAGAUGUUAUGCCAAAAGGGUGGUUGGAAGAUGAACCACCUAUGAUACCAAAUCUUGAUUCUGUAAAACCUGAUGAUUGGGACAUUGAUAUGGAUGGAGAAUGGGCACCUCCUGAAAUACCAAAUCCAAAAUGCUCAAAUGCUCCAGGUUGUGGUCCUUAUAAGCAGAAAAUGAAGAAGAAUCCACGUUAUAAAGGGAAAUGGUUACCUCCAUUGAUUAAUAAUCCUAAUUAUAGUGGAAAAUGGAAACCUAAACUAAUUCAUAAUCCUAAUUACUUCAAUGAUGAACAUCCAUUCUUGAUGUCAUCUAUUUCUGCUAUUGGAUUUGAACUUUGGUCCAUGUCUCCUGAUAUUAUUUUUGACAAUAUUCUUAUUACUGAUGAUGAAGAUGUUGUAAAAAAAUGGUCUGCUGAAACAUUUGAAGUAAGGCGGAUUAAAAUUGCUGAAGAAAAUUGGAGUCUAUGGAGUCAAAUUGCAACAUAUACUGCAGAAAAUAGUUGGAUAUGGGCUGUAUGUUUCAUAGGUUUUGGUGUACCCGUAUUUCUAUUAAUUCAUUUUUGCUGGUUUAAUAAUCAGGAAGACGAUGAUAAAAAAGAAGAGGAGAAUCAAAAUUUAGAUGUAAAUAAAGAUUUACUAAACAAUGAAGAAAAGAAAGAAAUUCAGGAGCCAGCAGCUAUAGAGGAAAAUAAAGAAAUUGAAAAUGCAAAUGAAACAAAGGAGAUAACUGAACCUAAAACGGAUAAAUCUAGUGGUGAUGAUGGUCCAAGGCGAAGAAAACCAAAUAAAGAAUGAUAAGCAUCAAAAUAAAUAUAAGAAGAAAUUUAUUCUUAAAGUGUUUAUCUGACUUUCACAUUCCACAUUAUGCUUGCUGUUGUGGAUAGUAGUAUUAUCAAUCAGUAAAUAUGCGAUGUUUUCAUUAGCAAUUCAUUCCUCGUUUAGAAAUAUACAUGCUUCUUUCUUAAGAAUAAUUUAUCAUUAUAUAAUAUAAUUCAACAAAAUGUCUUUGUGUACACACACAGUAAGUAUAUUUAUAAUAUAUUAAAAAACUCUACUUAUAUAUAUGCAUUCAAUAUACAUAUGAGAGAUUUUCACAUAUGUAAUAAAUAUCACUUGGCUAUAUAUUAUAUCAAUGAAAUUUUUUAAUGUUUCCGUUUUAAACAAUUAUUAAACCUUUUUAAAGUAUUAAUAACGCAAUGAUAUCUGUUUCAUGAUAUUUUCUAUUUAUUACAGUUGACAAAAUCAUUCUGUGUGUCAAAAAAACUCAUAACUGCAUAUAAGCAGUUAAAAUAAUUAAACCUGAUAUGUAAUGUCACGAAGAGCUGAUUUUGUAUUUUUAUUACUUAUUUUCUGUGCAAUCUCAUGUACAUUACAUAAAUACUUAAAUAUAUAAAUAAAACAUAUUAGCAUAUUAAUGUAUAUUAAUAGAUAACAUAAAAUUAUGUAGACUUGAGAUUACAAAAAGAUUGUGAAUAUAUAAUUACUGUAAACUGUAAUCAUUUGAUUGGUGUAAACAAAAAUAUAAAAUAUUAAAAAUCUA